Messenger RNA from Megalops cyprinoides (Indo-Pacific tarpon), 2756 nucleotides. It is a transcript of the gene bcat2, whose product is annotated as branched chain amino-acid transaminase 2, mitochondrial. Gene Ontology annotation, cellular component: mitochondrion. Gene Ontology annotation, molecular function: branched-chain-amino-acid:2-oxoglutarate transaminase activity. NCBI's taxonomy places the organism in Eukaryota, Metazoa, Chordata, Actinopteri, Elopiformes, Megalopidae. Bases 124 to 1299 code for a protein of 391 amino acids. The transcript is spliced from 11 exons. The record is from RefSeq and is a predicted model, not a curated record. Gene Ontology annotation, biological process: L-valine biosynthetic process; L-leucine biosynthetic process.
UGUGUUUAUAUUUUCCUAAGGGGUGGAAACGUCAUCGCCUGCAUCCAAUCCGGAACGCAACGUGUCGAUUCUUUUGGCUGUAGAUUCCAGUCGGACGCAUAAACCAUUCAAUACGAAGCGGCAAUGGCAGCUCUGAGGACGGCACUCCAUGGACGGUUCAGUAAGUCCUUCCCCCUCACCUUGGGGUCCUUGCGUUUCGCCAGCUCCUCUUUCAAGGCCUCAGAACUCACCAUUGAACGCAGCAGCGUAAACAGGCCCAAGCCUGACCCCUCCUCCCUGGUGUUUGGCAAGCAGUUCUCUGACCACAUGCUCACCAUCAACUGGUCAGAGAAAGGGGGUUGGGAGGCACCCCAAAUCAAGCCCUUCCAGAACCUCUCCCUGCAUCCUGCUGCCUCUGCACUGCACUACUCCAUAGAGCUGUUUGAAGGGAUGAAGGCCUUCAGAGGGGUCGACAACCACGUCCGCCUCUUCCGACCCAUGCUGAACAUGCAGAGAAUGUACAGGAGUGCGGAGAGGAGCUGUCUGCCUCUGUUUGAAAAAGCUGAGUUAUUGGAGUGCAUCAAGAAGCUGGUGGAGGUGGAUCAGGAGUGGGUUCCUUACUCCACUGACGCAAGUCUCUACAUAAGACCCACGUUCAUCGGCACCGAGCCUUCCCUGGGGGUGUCGAGGGCAUGUCAUGCCCUGCUGUUUGUCAUUGUGGGCCCUGUGGGACCAUACUUUGCUACAGGCUCCUUCAGCCCGGUGUCAUUGCUGGCAGACCCCAGAUUUGUCAGGGCUUGGAGGGGUGGCGUCGGGGAGUACAAGAUGGGAGGAAACUACGGGCCGACGAUUGCGGUACAGAAUGAGGCAGUGAAGCAGGGUGCUCAGCAGGUACUGUGGCUGUAUGGAGACCAGGAGGAAAUCACUGAAGUGGGAACCAUGAACCUCUUCAUCUACUGGACCACUAAGGGAGGAGAGAGAGAGUUGGUCACACCUCCUCUGGAUGGCAUCAUCCUCCCAGGAGUCACCAGACAGUCACUGCUGGAUCUGGCCCGAGAAUGGGGGGAGUUUAAAGUGACGGAGCGGACCAUGGGAAUGAACGAGCUGCUGGAAGCUCUCGAUGCUGGCCGUGUUCUGGAGGUUUUCGGGUCUGGUACUGCCUGUGUUGUCUGUCCUGUGGGCAGCCUACUCUACAAAGGAAAGACCUACGAAAUUCCAACCAUGAAGAAUGGUCCAGACUUGGCCAAGAGAUUUCACAAAGAGCUGACCGAUAUACAGUAUGGACGGAAGAAGAGUGACUGGGCACCCCUGGUUGUUUAAUUGACCUCAUCUGUCAAUCAAAAUCAACUUCCCAAUCAUGGCAAAGGAUGUAUCUUCCAGACCUCCAUCUUCACUCGUUAAUGCACUCUCACUGAUUGGUUAGUUGGCUGAGAUUGGCAGGUCAUUGAUCGUUACUCGAGGAGGUAAUUGGACUGUAUUGCUGUCUGUUUAAUGUGUGUUAACUUUUAAAGGGAUAGGUGUUAGUCAUUCAACGUGUUAGUCAAUUAAGUAACAAGUCAUGUUCAGAGCAUACUGGUACACUAAAUAUGAGUGAAACAGUUUCAGCUUCAAUGUAAAUAUGUAUUUUUAUCUGGCUGUAUAGCACAAAUCAUUAAUUAUUUUUUUCAUCCAUUAUACAAGCCUAUACACUCCUGAAAAGCACAAAUAUAUGAUCUGACCAACAAAACGUGCAAAAUAGCACAGUGUAUGCGACCAGUAUAUUGGCAUUUCAAAGAAAUCUACUUUCAUUUGGCAUUAAACAAACAUAUAUGCAAUUUAAUUUAGUAUCACUUGGAAAAAUAAUUACAUUUUUCUAAGUAAAACACAUCACAGCAUAUAGCAGUCCUCAGUGCAAUUAUGAAGCUGAAACCUUUCCACAGAUUUGGACAUGACAGUGUUUUGUUAAUGACUUCAUCAUUUGUACAUCUCCAGGGCUAUUAUCCAUUAUUGCAGGUUCUUUUUUUUCCCUAAAACCAUGAUGUUGUCAGAUAACUUGAAGAAGGUGGGUUACGUGUUUUGUAGGUUUCCAUAUGAAUUAUAUAUAUAUAAUUAUAUUUAACCUGAGGUGCUUCUUAACAAUGUCAUGUAAUAGGGUUUGUGCUGACCCAUAUCUGUUGAAAGCUGUGUGUGUAUGUAUGAAUCAUUUGUGUGUAUGCAAAUGAGCUGGAGAAAAUUGAAAAUAUACCACUAAGGCAAGCUGUUGUCGACCAAUGAGAGAGGGAGAUCAAAGGAAGCUAACGCGCGCACAAAAACAGGUGGAAUGUGGAGCGUAAGACUAAAGAAGAGGAGAGCGAGGACCGAACUUGAGAAGCCACUUCAAGCUGCUGCACUGUCGACACCACUGCCCUUGAAGUUGUGUCGCUGUAAACAUUUGUACGUUGUGGUAACGGUUUGUAGUGUUUUUUUAAAAAAAAAUGACUCCUGUUUUAAUUAGUAUUGCUAACUUGUUUUCGUCAUUAGGUCGGAAUGAUUGCCUCGUACGUAGGUUAUCUGUCUUCCUGCGUGUCUUUGUUUUUUUGUUUUUGUUUUUGUGGUUCUCUCGUCUUUUCUUUCAUUGACACUCCCCAUCUUUGACCCUUGCCUGGUAACACUCCGUCGUCGUCUCCUCUGUGGAAGUGCCUCAUCCUGUAUAAUGAUCUCUUACCGCGUGUGUUUGUCACAUUGGUGCACUGAGGGGUCUGCUCUUGUGUCCUCUUGUUGGGAUUUGGCCAUGUUACUCAAGCUCUGCUCUUACUGUA